This is a messenger RNA of Jatropha curcas, 1872 nucleotides long. RefSeq names its product putative inactive poly [ADP-ribose] polymerase SRO5. The record is from RefSeq and is a predicted model, not a curated record. Lineage: Eukaryota; Viridiplantae; Streptophyta; Magnoliopsida; Malpighiales; Euphorbiaceae. Gene Ontology annotation, molecular function: NAD+ poly-ADP-ribosyltransferase activity.
ACAUUUAUAAACGGGUUGCAGCACUCCCUCCUUUCUCUUCCUCUUCUCCAAGCAACCAAAAUUCAAAACUGAAACUCUCUCUAUAAUUAUUUUUAUUAUUAAUCCCACACGUCUAAUUCAUAUCCAAUUUUUAUUAUUAUAUCUAAAAAUUGCAAAUCAAAAAGUUUCCUUAUUCCUUCUGUUUUUUUUAUUUAAUUAGCUUCUUUUUUGUUCCAGUUCUUCUCUGUUUUUGAUUAAUUUGGCUGCACAUAAAUGUAUUGCUUACUAUAUGGUUUGAUUCUUCGUUAGGUAUUUGAUUCCAGUACAUAUUCUAAUCGCUUUUUUCCAUUUUUAGAUAUUCUAGCCAUUUGUCCAUUUAUCUUUGUCUAUACAGUUUUGUAGCCAUUCCAAUCUUUACUUUUCAUUUUUCCUUCAAAAUUUUAAACGAUGGAACAUGCUGUUCCUGUGAAUUCAUCUUCUUCUACAGAGUUUCAACAGCAUUCAUUAGUCAUGUCUAGUGAACAAUCACAAAGUCUAAACUCUGAUUUAGAAACCCUCAAUCACCAAGAAUCAAUGGUUUCUGAUGGUGAAAGUGGAGUUUCAGGUGCUACUUCCAAUCAGUUUCUAGAACUCGGUAACGGGUUAGUUCGAAUUUUUGAGGGAGAUAGGGUUCAUGAUCUUAUCAAGCGAAGAUUCCUUUCCGGUUUAGGUUCGCUUGGCAAGCAAGCCACAGUGACCGCCAUUUACAGGAACACGUAUUCUGGAAUUAUUGAUCAAGCCAGAAUGAAAUCGUUUCAGAUAUUGACGAAAGCAAUGGAGGAUAAAUGCAAUGGCAAUGCGAAUGUGAAAUUCGCUUGGUUUGGGGAUUCAACUGAUGAGAUAUGUAAAAUCAUGAAGCAUGGUUUUGGUAGCCAGAUUAAUAACAAUAACGGAUUGUAUGGGUGUGGCAUCUAUCUUUCUCCAGAUGAUUCUCCUCUAGAAAGUGUGAAGAAUUUGAAGGUUGAUAAGAAUGGUUUACGACAUUUGUUGCUUUGCCGUGUUAUACUUGGUAAGCCAGAGAUUGUGCAUCCUGGUUCUGAUCAGGGCCACCCAAGUUCAGAGGAGUUUGAUUCAGGAAUUGAUAAUUUGUUAUCUCCUAAGAAGUAUAUUGUGUGGAGUACUCACAUGAAUACUCGUAUUUUGCCCGAGUAUGUUAUAAGUUUCAAGGCCUCUCCUUGUUUGAAAGGAUUCCGUAGAAUUCGAGAACCUGCAGGCAUACCAACUUCACCUUGGAUGCCAUUUCCAGCUGUUAUUACUGCACUUUCAAAGUUCUUGCCUCCUACUACUGUUGGUCUAAUUGCCAAGUACCAUAGAGAUCAUAGAGAAAAGAAAAUCUCAAGGCAAGAACUAAUACAGCGAGUUAGACAAUUGGCAGGGGAUAAGUUGUUGAUUGCAGUAAUCAAAAUGUUCUCAACACCGUUUAGGACCAAGCUAUGCUAUGCAAACAAGGGUUCAAAAUGGAGUCAGGAAUGAUGCAAAUCAUGACGAGAGAAGCAGCCACAGCAAAGGCGCAUGGACUGACUCUUUCAUGCAUGAAUGAAGUAAUGUUCAGUGCUCCAAGUGUGCGGAAGGUAGACGAAACCGACAGAAACGAACUAAUAAAUGCCUAAUCCAAAGUGACAUAUAGAAGGUUAAGAUCCAGCUGAUGCCAGGGCAUGUUUUGGGGGGUUAAGUAGUAGACUGAUAGUGUAGUUUCCUAGUAAGCAAGUACCAAGUAGUAUCUCACGUGAUAUUAGAAAAUAGAAAUGGUCUUUGUUAUUUUUCUUUCUUUGUGGAUAUACUUGUUGAGUUGCUUUGCAACUGGACAUGUUCUUGUCAACAGUUAUGAAAUGAAAAAUGAACUUUUAUAGCCCA